ACUCACGCUCACAAACGAGUUGGUGCGGCCUUCCAUACCCCCAGUGAUCUUAGUGAUCGGAAAGCCCAUAAUCCGCUUUUAAAUCAUUCACCUUCCCCCCCUCCCCCCAAAAAUCCCAAAACCCCAAAAAACCCCCCAAACAUAAUCCCUCCAAAUUUACUUUUACUUCCCUCUCAUACUUCUCAGGCUUGGAUUAUCAGCAACGCCAGCCUACAAUCCAAAAACAACACACAACAUACAACAUACAACCUUUCAAUCAACCAAUACAUACAUACAUCCCUAUCUACCUACCUACCUACUUCUCACCACAUACAUAGGUAUUAAUCAGAAAAAUAUUAAAAAUGCCUCGUCCAAAGAAGACGGAAGAAAAACCAAAGGAAGUUCCAGCUGGUGAUGGAGCAACUUUACAAAUCGAUGUUGCAAGCUUUGUGAGAACUAGAGAUACUUUUAUCGGUGGUCUCGCGACUUUACAAGAAGCCAUCUCGAGUGUUUCCUCCGCCUACAUCAAACAUACCAAUGCUGUCCUCGGCGAACAUGGCACCGGCUAUACCAUCGACACAGCUCUGUCCAAGCUCGGCGAUAAUCCUCUCCUCGAAACUUUGGGUGCCCUUCAACGCGCUGCAAGUCCCAUCAUAGCUAAAGCUGUGGAGACUGCUCCAGAGAAGAAGGAGAGAAAAAAGAGACAACAUGAUCCAAAUGCGCCAAAGCGUCCUCUGACUCCAUUCUUCCUCUAUAUGCAAACCGCUCGUCCUAUCAUCGCAAAAGACCUUGGUGAUGUUCCCAAGGGAGAGGUUUCAAGUGAAGGUACCAAGAGAUGGACCGACAUGGCGCCUAAGGAUAAAGCUCUCUGGCAAGAUGCCUACAAGGAUAACCUCCGUCUCUACAAUGCGCGCAUGCACGCCUAUCGCAGAGGUAACCUUACAGCUAAGGAAAUGGGUGAUGAUGCUGCCGCCGCGUAUGCUGAUGAGAACAACAUUGGAGCAGAUGCUUCUGCCGAUGCUCAACUCGUAGGAGAAGCCACCGCCGGAGUGACAGCGACAGUUGAGGAAGAAGAAGAUGCCGAAGGUGAACCUGAAGCCGAAGCCGAAGUUGAGAAAUCACCAACUCCAGCUCCAAAGACGCCAAAAGCCAAGGGACGUAAAUCAAAAGGCAAAGCCGAUGUCGCUGAAGAAAUCCCCGCUCCAUCAUCUGCUUCUAUCGUCCCCCCUCAAAAAGAGGCAAGUCCAGCUAGAAAGCGUAAGCGCUCUGGCAAGAAGGCUGAUGAGCCAGUUGUUGCUACUACUGAGCAAGAAGAAGCACCAGCAACAGUUGAAACACCCAAAUCAGCACCAAAGUCUAGAAAGAAGAAGGCUAAGACUGAUGCAUAGAUUAAGAAGAUGGAAUAAAGAUAAUCAAUCAUCAAAACAAAUAUUAAGAUCUUUUUCUUUUCAUAGUAAAAGAUUCUAGCUACUCAGGCAUGGCGUUGACGUUUGAUUUCUUUCUUUGCAAUUGUGUUUAGGGCGGUCUUUUUUAACACAACAUGCAAUUAUCGCUUUGGUUUUCUCUCGCUUUUUCUUUUCCUGUUCCUUUCCUUUUCAUACACUUUUUGUCGUAGUCGAAUGGUUGAUGGAUAUGGAUAUGGAUAUGGAUGCUUUGCGUGAAUUCUGUUUACUUUUGAUUUGAUCAAUGGACAUGGAUGGAUGGACCUAUGAGGUUAUCAUACUUUAGCUGGUACAAGGUACAAAAUGGGUGGAUUGGUUGAUUGAUUGAUUGAUUGGUUGCAAGGUACAACUUCACUUUUUGCUUGCUGUGAGUGAGUGAGUGAGUGAGUGAGUUGUGAGCUUUUGUGCGAAUGGAGAGAAGAUGGGAUGGUAGAGCAGGGGAGGGAGGGAGGAGAGUAGAUGAGAGGACAAGGGAUGGGGGAUAAGUUUUGCAUUGGGUAGUUAGGUAGUUAGGUAGUUAGGUAGCUAGGUAGCUAGGUAGCUUUUGAUCUAUCUGUCUAUCUAUCCAUGUAUGUUGCUAGUGGAGUGGGGUAGAGUGGCAUGGGAUGGGAUGGGAUGGGAUGGGA
Molecule: messenger RNA, 2047 nt
Organism: Botrytis deweyae
Lineage: Eukaryota; Fungi; Ascomycota; Leotiomycetes; Helotiales; Sclerotiniaceae
Exons: 3
Coding region: 342-1367 (341 amino acids)
Source: RefSeq, a predicted model, not a curated record